AUGGAAUUUCCGGUCAAAAAGGACCCUGGAACUUGGCAGGAGGCAGGAAGCAAUGGGCGAGAUGCUGUGGCUGAUGCUUCUGACCCUCUCCUGCCUGGGGGGCUCCGUGCCCGCCAAGAUCCCAGCAUCCGUCCCCGAGAGGGAGUUGGUGGGUAUGGUGGGGGCCACAGUGCCCCUCAGGGGAAGUGGCCAUGGCAGGUCAGUCUCAGAAUCUACGAUUACUACUGGGCCUCCUGGAAGCACCUCUGCGAGGGCUCCCUCAUCCACCUCCAGUGGGUGCUGAGCGCUGCCCACUGCAUUUUCCGGAAAGACGCCGACCCGUCAGUCUCCCGGACCCACACCAGGGACGUGUAUUUCUAUGGGGGCAGGACGCUGCUGAACGUGAGCCACAUCAUCAUCCACCCCAAAGCCACUGCACCCACCCACUGCCUGCAGCAGGUGCAGAUCCUGCUGGAAGAGGAGAAAGCCUGUGAGGAAGGUUACGGGAAGUACCUUCACGCAAGAGCCAACGGGAAGGUCAUCCUGGAGGACAUGCUAUGUGCUGGCACUCUGGGCCGUAGCCCCUGCUAUGGUGAUUCUGGGGUCCCGCUGGUCUGCAAGAAGAAAGGCACCUGGGUUCAGGUGGGCGGGGUCAGCUGGGGCAUCAGCUGCUCCAGGAUUGAGCUGCCCGCCAUCUUCACAAGCGUCCAGAGCCAUGUGACCCGGAUCCAGCGGCAGAUCCGGAGGCGCCAUGGAGGGCUGACCAAGCCGCCUGCCUACUUCCUGUGGCCAAGAGAUAAAGGGGCACAGGAGGCCCCCAGCGCAGAGGCCCAUGGAGUCCAGGCAAGAUGCUCCAGGUGUUGCUUUCGGCCCUCUUCCUCCUGGGGAGCUCCACUGCUGGGACCCCAGCGUCCAGCUCCUGAUCAGGAGCUGGUGGGCAUCAUCGGUGGCCACAAUGCCCCCCAGGGGAAGUCAUGGCAGGUCAGCCUGAGAAUCUACGCUUACCACUGGGCCUCCUGGGUGCACAUCUGCAGGGGCUCCCUCAUCCACCCCCGGUGGGUACUGACCGCCGCCCACUGCAUUUUCCGGAAGGACACCGACCCCUCAGCCUACAGCAUCCAUGCCGGGGACGUGUAUCUCUAUGGGGGCAGGAGGCUGCUGAAUGUGAGCCGUGUCAUCAUCCACCCCAACUGCAACUACGCCAAUCUGGGCGCGGACAUCGCCCUGCUCCAGCUGUCAGACUGUGAGGGCACUGCGAACGUCAAGCAGGUCAGGCUCUCGUCAGCCCAGCUUGAGGUCACCCCAGAGGACCGGUGCUGGGUGACUGGCUGGGGCGCCAUAAGGAUGCAUCGUGUCACCCCCCCUUAACGCCUGCAGCAGGUGAGGGUGCAGGUGGUGGAGAAUGCCGUCUGUGACCAGCUGUACCACGCCUCUGGACAGGGCCAGCAGGGGAAGAUCAUCCAGGACGACAUGCUGUGCACGGGGACUGAGGGCCCGGACUCCUGCUACGGCGACUCUGGAGGCCCUCUGGUCUGCAAGGCGAAGAGCACUUGGUACUUGGUAGGAGUGGUCAGCUGGGGCUACGGCUGUGCCCUGCGCAACAUUCCCGGGGUCUACGCGCGCAUCCAGACCUAUGUGCCCUGGAUCACGCGGCAGAUCUGGAGGUGCCCCUGA
Messenger RNA from Mirounga angustirostris (Northern elephant seal), 1653 nucleotides. Its product is annotated as putative serine protease 29. The record is from RefSeq and is a predicted model, not a curated record. Lineage: Eukaryota; Metazoa; Chordata; Mammalia; Carnivora; Phocidae. Gene Ontology annotation, biological process: proteolysis. Gene Ontology annotation, molecular function: serine-type endopeptidase activity.